Messenger RNA from Aureococcus anophagefferens, 738 nucleotides. RefSeq lists its product as hypothetical. The transcript has a single exon. Lineage: Eukaryota; Pelagophyceae; Pelagomonadales; Pelagomonadaceae. The annotation marks the transcript as partial. Gene Ontology annotation, cellular component: cytoplasm. Gene Ontology annotation, molecular function: oxidoreductase activity, acting on the CH-OH group of donors, NAD or NADP as acceptor. The record is from RefSeq and is a predicted model, not a curated record.
GUCGCGCUCAUCACGGGCGGCUGCGGCGGCCUGGGCCUCGCCUUCGCGAAGCGCUGGCUCGAGGUCGGCGGCAAGCGCGUGCGCCUCGUGGACAUGGUCAGCGCGUCCGCCGGCGCGGCCGCCGCCGGCACCUUCGAGGCCGCCUACGGCCGCGGGUCGGCGGAGUUCGUGAGCUGCGACGUCACGGACGCCGCCCAGCUCAGGGCCGCCUUCGACGUCGACGGACUCGGCUUGGUCGUCAACAACGCGGGCGUCGUCAACUAUAGCCCCGACACCUUCGACCGCUGGGACGCGCAGGUCGCCGUGAACCUCGGCGGCGUCAUCGACGGCACGCGCCUCGCCCUCGAGGCCUUCGGGAAGCAGCGCGGGCCAAACGGCUUCGCCGACGGCGAGUCGCGCGUCGUCGUCAACGUCGGCUCCAUGGCGGGUCUCAUCGCGACGCCGUCCAUGGCCGUCUACACGGCGACGAAGUUCGGCGUCGUCGGCUUCUCGCGCGCCAUGCACGUCGAGGCCCGGCGCCAGGGCGUCCGCGUCCACGCGCUGUGCCCGUCGUUCACGGACACGGGCAUGGUCAACGAGGACGUCAUGGCGAAGGACCCGCUGUCGAAGAAGACCGUGGCCAUGUUCGGCGGGCUCAUGACGCCGGAGCACGUCACCGACGCCCUCUUCGACAAGGUCGUCGACGAGCCCAACGCCGAGGCCGUCCUGCGGAUCACGCCCCUCGAGGGCGUCGCCUUC